Molecule: messenger RNA, 1257 nt
Organism: Cicer arietinum (chickpea)
Lineage: Eukaryota; Viridiplantae; Streptophyta; Magnoliopsida; Fabales; Fabaceae
Source: RefSeq, a predicted model, not a curated record
UUUUACUAUUAUUCCACAUACCACCGCAUCUCUCACUAACCAGCCUUUCAUCGGCGGCGAGGCAAAGCAAGGCGGUCGCCGCUUGCAUGCUGCCUCCGCCAUCAUCACAAUUUUUUGUUAAUUAAUUAAUUAAUAAUAACAAUUAACAAGUAACAUUUUUGAUUGAAAGAAAUUGUGUUAGAAUUGCAGCUAUGAAUGAGGAAGAGCAAAAGUAUGACAUAAUGUCAUCAUCUUCAUCAUCUUCUCCGUUGCCAAGCGAUACGGAGGAGGAGUUGCAACACAUGACAUUGGCGCCGGUGGCGUGGAAGAAUAGAAAGAGGCUAUCGAAGCAGUUGUCAAUGUGCGAAAAACCUAGAGACAUAGCAUGGGAGAGAAGGAGGAGACAAGAAAGAAGGAGGAGUAUUGUUAAUGAUUGUGUUUGUGAUGAUAUAACAGAUGAGGAUUUGCAUGAGCUUAAAGGAUGCAUAGAACUUGGAUUUGGUUUCAAUGAAGAAGAUGGUCAGAGAUUGUGUAAUACAUUACCUGCACUUGAUCUUUAUUUUGCUGUUAAUCGAGGUUUGUCACCAAGCCCUGUUUCUACACCUCAAAGUCGUGCUUCAUCCCUUGGUGGACGUUCUUCUUCCUUUGGAAGCCCUAGAAGUGAUGCUGACUCAUGGAAGAUUUGUAGUCCAGGGGAUGACCCUGAAUUGGUCAAGACCAAGUUAAGACAUUGGGCUCAAGCUGUUGCGUGUUCCGUGAUGCAAUCUUCUUGAAUUUGAAUUGUUUCAAGCAGAGGAGUUUGUUUCAACUUUGUAGGAAUAUGAAAAACAUGAAGAAUGGACAAAGAAGAAUAAAAGGAGCUCGGUUUCAAAUCUAAUCACUCAGAUUAUUUCUUAAUUCUGAUACUUUUUUGGCUCCAACAUAGGUUAGAGGAAAACGGCCUAACCAAUCACCCCUACAUUUUCAUUAUUUACCUUUUCUCUUCAUAUAGUUUUAAUAUCAAAUUGUGUCUCAAUAUAGAAUUUUUGAGGUGUGAAAUAUUGUUAGCAUGUAUGUAUUGCCUAAUUUCGUUAACAUGUGGAAGAUCGAAUUUGAAGGUAAUGUAUUGUCACUAAUUGUGAGUAUAGAUAAGUUGUGCUUCUCUUUAGCUUAGAACAUACACUUUGACUCGGCAUGACUUGUGAUGAUAAAGAUACAAAGAAGUGCAAUUGCAAAUAUGUAAUUGUUAUUUGUUUCAUCCCAAUUCCCUCUUUAUGUAACUUAAUGGUGUUUUCAAUU